Messenger RNA from Corylus avellana, 2278 nucleotides. Its product is annotated as calmodulin-binding family protein. The record is from RefSeq and is a predicted model, not a curated record. Lineage: Eukaryota; Viridiplantae; Streptophyta; Magnoliopsida; Fagales; Betulaceae.
UUUUUUUUUCCAUUCAAACACAUGCUGAGUUAACCAACCGGAGUUUCUCCAAUCUUUCUCUCUAACUUCCUUGAAGUUCCUUGUGAGACCCGCCAUGCAUAUUCACUUCCCCCAUUUACUUGCACUCUUCUAACUUACUUUCUGGGACGCCAACUUUGAUUUUUUCAAACUGCUUGUAGUAUAUAAGAGUAAGGAGCUAAUUGGGUGGUACGAGUGUUUGGUGGGUGUUUGAAUUCAAGCGUUAUUCAGUCUCCCUACAACCAGACUUUGGUCUAGAGAGGGGAGGGAAAACUGCUCAAGACCCUGGUUUCGGAUUUUGCAGGUUUGAUCAUUCUCGUUUCACAAAUUGAGAUUUGUUGCCGUUUGUUGCUGAAUGGGUCUCUCUCUUUCCUUACUCCUAUCUGCGUGGAAUGGGACCCUGAGGUACAUGUUUUCUGGUUUAACGGACACCACUGAGAGAGUCAUUGUGAGGUCCCCAAGCUUCAAGAAAGAAGAUUCAGAAAGGUCAAUGAGCUUCAAAAAUUGGGAAUCCAUGGAAUUAAACGUUGAAGCAUCUGAUUCAUCUCAGAAUGCAGUUCCUGGCAGUGAGAUUUCUGAUUCAAUCUCGUCAAUGGGUAAAAAUCAUGAAAGAAUGAAGAUAAAGAAGCCCACGCUUUUGCUUCCAGAACUAGUUAUAUUUUUUUCUCCAAAGCCGGUUAGUGAGCUUGAUGCUGCUGCAACUAAGCUUCAGAAAGUCUACAAGAGUUAUCGGACUAGACGGAACCUUGCAGAUUGUGCAGUUGUGGUGGAGGAACUCUGGUGGAAGGCCUUAGACUUUGCAGCUCUUAAACGGAGCUCUGUAUCUUUCUUCAACGUUGAGAAACCAGAAACUGCUGUGUCACGGUGGGCACGCGCCGGGACAAGACUUGCCAGGGUUGGAAAAGGUUUAUCUAAGGAUGAGAAGGCUCAGAAAUUAGCCCUCCAACACUGGCUUGAAGCUAUUGAUCCACGCCAUCGGUACGGACACAAUUUACACAUAUACUAUGAAAUCUGGUCUGAUAGCAAGAGCACGCAACCUUUCUUCUACUGGUUGGAUGUUGGUGAUGGCAAAGAGCUAAAUCUUAAAAGGUGCCCAAGGAUUGAUCUACAACGUCAAUGCAUUCAGUAUCUUGGACCAAAAGAGCGAGAAGCAUAUGAAGUGAUUGUAGAGAGUGGAAAGCUUCAAUACAGGCAAACUGGGAUGCUUCUUAACACAGUUGAGGGUUCUAAGUGGAUUUUUGUGCUCAGCACCUCCAGGGCUUUGUAUGUGGGGCAGAAGAAGAAAGGCGUUUUUCAGCACUCAAGUUUUCUUUCAGGAGGUGCUACAACAGCAGCAGGAAGAUUAGUUGCCCAUGAUGGGGUACUUGAGGCUAUAUGGCCAUAUAGUGGUCACUAUCUCCCAACUGCAGAAAACUUCAAGGAAUUCCUUGGUUUCCUUGAGGAGCACCAUGUAGACCUCACCAAUGUUAAGAGGUGUGCAAUAGAUGAUGACAAUCCUUCCUUUAAAUUUAGUGGAGAGGAUUCAAAGUCAGAUGAGGUCAAGGCUCCCCCAACAAGUGAUGUGAAUGAGGCAAUAAAGGAAACACCCAUCGCAACAAAUCAUGAGCUGGAGAGUAUGGAUUCCAAUGCAGCCAAAGCAGAAGCACCAUUAUUCAACAUGCCUAAGCGUUUGUCUUGCAAGUGGACUAGCCCAGUUGGUCCUCGUAUUGGAUGUGUGAGGGAGUACCCUAUUGAGCUACAAGCCCGAGCACUCGAGCAAGUCAAUCUAUCACCCAGGGUCACACCAGGCCGUGCUGGGAGCAGUGGCCCAAUCCCUUCACCGCGGCCCAGCCCGAAGAUCCGGGUCUCGCCUAGGCUCGCCUACAUGGGUUUCCCUAGCCCUAGGGUGCCCGUUAGUACUGCUGCUAAUUAAACUCCAGGCAUCCACCAAAAAAUGGAUUCGGAUUCAACAACUCCAGGCAUCCACCAAAAAAUGGAUUCGGAUUCAAUAUCUUUGGCAGUUUGGGGGGCACUUCUUGUGCUUUCAAUAAGAGUUCUCAUAGUAAAAGAAAGGCCUUCAUCAAAGAAGCUGAUCAAGGGCUGAACAAAAAUAAUUUAUUAAUUCUUUCAUUUUUUUUUUAACCUGAUUUUGUCUGUAAUAUAAGCCAACUAAUAUGAUCCAAUUCUCUCCUGAUGGGAAUCAUGGAUCCGUUCUUUUCCCCAAGUUGUAAACAUAUAAUAUAUAUGCAGCAAUAAUCAAAUGCAGUAUCUUCCCCUUUUC